Suillus clintonianus is the source of this 201-nucleotide messenger RNA. RefSeq lists its product as uncharacterized. The record is from RefSeq and is a predicted model, not a curated record. Lineage: Eukaryota; Fungi; Basidiomycota; Agaricomycetes; Boletales; Suillaceae. The transcript has a single exon. The annotation marks the transcript as partial.
GAACUUGCUGAGAUGCUCGGAGUCCACAGAAACACACUACGACUAUAUAUGAAGCACCAUGGAGUUGAACGAAAAUACUCCGAACUCACCAAUACUGACCUGGAUCUUCUCGUCACUGAGUUCAAGAAAAACAAACCCGAUUCAGGUAUCAGGUACAUUGUUGGAUUUCUCCGCAGACAUGGCCUACGAGUGCAGUAUCGA